AUGUCCUCUCAAUUCGAAAAAGCUGUUGCGUACGUCCAAGGUCUGGACAAGAAUGGAUCAGGCCCGGAUGCUACCGUCAAAUUGGAGGCGACUACUGUAGGAGAUGCGGAUCCGGCCAAGGAACCCUCUAUGUUCCAAUUCGUCGAGCGUGCUAAAUGGACUGCUUGGAACGGCAUCAAGGGAAUGUCGAAGAAGGAUGCGGAGGAGAACUACGUGAAACAGCUUAUCAAAGUUCGUGAUACUUCCCGCCCGCUGAUCUUGCGUCUGAACAUGAAAUCAGUACCUCAAGGAGAAGCACCCCAAUGA
Messenger RNA from Suillus subaureus, 306 nucleotides. RefSeq names its product acyl CoA binding protein-domain-containing protein. The transcript has 3 exons. The record is from RefSeq and is a predicted model, not a curated record. Gene Ontology annotation, molecular function: fatty-acyl-CoA binding. NCBI's taxonomy places the organism in Eukaryota, Fungi, Basidiomycota, Agaricomycetes, Boletales, Suillaceae. Gene Ontology annotation, biological process: fatty acid metabolic process. Bases 1 to 306 code for a protein of 101 amino acids.